Messenger RNA from Rhopalosiphum padi (bird cherry-oat aphid), 3379 nucleotides. RefSeq names its product ATP-binding cassette sub-family F member 1. The record is from RefSeq and is a predicted model, not a curated record. Gene Ontology annotation, molecular function: ATP binding; ATP hydrolysis activity. Bases 164 to 3172 code for a protein of 1002 amino acids. NCBI's taxonomy places the organism in Eukaryota, Metazoa, Arthropoda, Insecta, Hemiptera, Aphididae. The transcript has 18 exons.
UAUCUCGGGCGACGACGUAACGUGUUUUCGAUUUCACGUGCCGAUUAGAGUGGAAAGCUUUCGCGACUCCGCUGUGCGCGACUUCUCCGGUUGCCGUGGUGAUUCCUGUUGGUUUUUCGAAUUUUCCACCGCUCGUGGCAAUUUUGUGCAUUCGUAUCAAGUCAUGCCGCCCAAGAAGUCGAAGAAAGCCAACAAGCACAAUCAGGAUUGGGCCGACGACGACGAUGAUUCGGCCGUGGAUAUAUUAGCUGCUGCCAAAGCAAAUGAUGAUGAAGCACCGGUACAACCUAAUCGUGGAAAUAAAACUUCUAAAAAAAACAAGAAAAAGAAUAAAAAUCAAGAUUGGGAAGAUGAAUCUGAAGAUUUGGUAGAUAUUUUGGCUGCCUCAGAAGUAAAUGAUGAUGCAACUACCAAUGAGCCACCACAACCUAACCGUGGAAAUAAAAUUUCUAAAAAAAACAAAAAGAAAAAUAAGAAUCAAGAUUGGGAUGAUGAAUCAGAAGAUUUAGUUGAUCUAUUGGCAGACACAAAAUUAAAUGAUGACGAUGUUGAAGAAAUCCCCCAGCCAACUCGUGGAAAUAAAAUCUCUAAAAAGAAUAAGAAAAAGAACAAAAAUCAACAACAAGAUUUGGAAGAAAAUUCAGCAGUUGAUGAUGAUGAUGAUGCUGAUGAUGAUGACGUUAACAUUAAGGUUUCAACAUCGCCAACGGAAGAAGUCGUCGACAAUACACCUGUCAAAAUUCCGACGGGAAAAGUUUCGAAAAAAAACAAAAGGAAAAAAAAAGAUUUUGAUUUGGAAGAAGACGACGAUGACCAACUGGUUCAAGACAAUGUCGACAAUAAAUCUUCGGAUAUCGUUGUAGAAGAACCUGUUGAUGUUGAUGAUGAUUUGACAGAAAAAUCUGACGAGAAAAUCGAAAAGGUCACCGAUUAUAUUGAAAAUGACAGUCCUCCAACAGCUAUACCAGUUAUAGAUCAAGACGUAGAUGAUAAAGACGGUGGUGAUGUAGAUGAGGAUCUGGAAGCCGCUAAGCUCGCUGGAAAAAAGAAGAAAUCGAAAAAAAAUAAAAAGAAGACAAAUUAUGACGAGGAAAUUUUAAUGGAGGCGUCGACAGCAGAUGUGACUGUAGAAGACGAUAAAAGCAAAAAGUCUGAUAUCGUCGAGGAAAUGCCCGUUGAACAGAGUGCUGACGUAGCUGACCUCGAGAACGCAGUGACUAGUGCUGAUGGUGAAAACGAGGAUAAUGCCGACCAAUUCGAGGAUGAAGCUGUACCAGAGAUAGUAAAAGUGCCCAAACAGAAAUCGAAAACUAAGGACGUAAACAAAUCACUGUCCCAUAAAGAGAAAAAGAAAAUGAAAAAAGAGUUGGAGUAUCAGAAACAAAUGGAUUUGAUGACCAAGAAAGGGGGCCAGGGCCACAGUGAGUUGGGAGCCAACUUUUCGGUGUCACAGAUUCAAAAGACAGCAGGUCAACUAGCGGCCAUGGAGCACGCAGUUGACAUUAAAAUUGACAGCUUUAGCAUUGCAGCCAAAGGUCAGGAUUUGUUCGUCAACGCCAGCUUACUGAUUGCCCACGGCCGGCGAUACGGUCUGGUCGGACCAAACGGUCACGGAAAAACGACACUACUCAGACACAUUGCCGAGCGGCUGUUCGAUGUACCACCUGGUAUUGACAUCCUGUACUGUGAACAGGAGGUAGUAGCUGAUGAAACAACAGCGGUAAAGGCUGUACUUAGGGCGGACACACGAUGUACAGAGUUGCUUGCUGAGUGCAAAAGACUCGAGGAAGCUCAAGAAAAAGGCACGGGUGAAGACGUAACGGAAAGAUUAAACGAAGUUUAUGACGAGCUCAAAGUACUCGGGGCGGAUUCGGCUGAACCCCGGGCUCGCCGUAUACUUGCCGGUCUCGGUUUCUCUGCGGCCAUGCAGGACCGGGCUACCAAAGAUUUCUCCGGAGGCUGGCGGAUGCGUGUGUCUCUUGCCCGUGCCCUAUUUCUGGAACCUACGUUGUUGUUACUUGACGAGCCGACUAAUCAUUUGGAUCUGAACGCUGUCAUCUGGCUGGACAAUUAUUUGCAGGGAUGGAAGAAAACUCUGUUAGUUGUAUCUCACGACCAGAGCUUUUUGGACAACGUGUGUAAUGAAAUCAUACAUUUGGACCAGAAACGAUUGUUUUACUACAAAGGUAAUUACAGUAUGUUCAAGAAAAUGCACUCGCAGAAAAAAAAGGAGACUAUCAAGGAGUAUGAGAAACAGGAGAAACGGCUGAAAGAAAUGAAACAACAAGGUCAAUCCAAGAAGCAAGCUGAAAAAAAACAAAAAGAAGUAUUGACCCGGAAACAGGAAAAGAACAAGGGCAAACCUGGUAAAAAUGCCGGCAUGGACGAUGACGACAACGCGGAACCCACGCAGCUAUUACAAAAGCCUCGAGACUAUAACGUCAAAUUUUCAUUCCCCGAUCCCAGUCCGUUACAACCACCUAUAUUGGGUCUGCACAGUGUGAAUUUUGCAUAUCCCACCCAGAAGCCGUUGUUUAAGGAAGUCGAUUUUGGCGUUGACCUCAAUUCUCGGGUAGCUAUUGUCGGGCCCAACGGUGUGGGUAAGUCAACGUUCCUCAAGCUAUUAACCGGUGACUUGCAGCCUACCAUCGGUGAAAUGCGCAUGAACCAUCGGAUGAAACUUGGAAAGUUCGACCAGCAUUCUGGUGAACAUUUGACAGCUGAAGAGACGCCCGCUGAAUAUCUGAUGCGGUUGUUUGACCUACCGUACGAGAAAGCGCGCAAACAACUGGGUACUUUCGGCCUAGCUGGUCAUGCGCAUACCAUCCGCAUGAAGGACUUGUCCGGUGGACAAAAGGCCCGCGUUGCACUGGCUGAACUUUGUCUGAAUGCUCCCGACGUCAUUAUAUUGGAUGAACCUACAAACAACUUGGAUAUAGAAUCUAUUGAUGCUCUAGCAGAAGCGAUAAACGAUUACAAAGGAGGUGUCAUAAUUGUAUCUCACGAUGAACGACUUAUCCGUGACACAGAAUGUACGCUAUGGGUUAUUGAAGAUCAAACCAUUAAUGAAGUGGACGGCGACUUUGACGACUACCGAAAAGAGCUGUUGGAGUGUCUUGGCGAGGUGAUCAACAGUCCAAGCAUUGCAGCCAACGCGGCCGUCGAACAAUAACAGCAAUCUGGUGUUGUCGAUUAUUAAUUAUGUUUAACAAUUUUGGUUGUGUGCAUGGACACAUCUGAUACUUAUAAUUAUAUUGUUGUUGUCUUUGGCGUAUUUGUGAUAAUAUUAUCGUCAUAGUCAAGUGACGUACUGUAAUUCCUAUUUACGUGCCUUUGUUUACUCACAAUAUAUUUUAUGAAUAAAUAAAAUAAAAAUUAA